Messenger RNA from Camelina sativa (false flax), 1018 nucleotides. Its product is annotated as ethylene-responsive transcription factor 15. Lineage: Eukaryota; Viridiplantae; Streptophyta; Magnoliopsida; Brassicales; Brassicaceae. Gene Ontology annotation, biological process: regulation of DNA-templated transcription; ethylene-activated signaling pathway. Gene Ontology annotation, molecular function: DNA-binding transcription factor activity; DNA binding. The record is from RefSeq and is a predicted model, not a curated record.
UUCAUAUAUCUUAUAAAUUCCGUGUCUCUUAUAUAUAGGAUUAGGUUUUGAAAUAACUUAGUGUCCACAAACAAGAAUAGAUAACAAAAAACAAGAAAAGAGAAAAGAAAAAAAAAAUAUACUCAUGGAAUAUUCCCAAUCUCCCAUGUAUUCUUCUCCGAGUUCUUGGAGCUCAUCACAAGAAUCACUCUUAUGGAACGAGAGUUGCUUCUUUGAUCAAUCUUCUGAUCCUCAAUCUUUCUUGUGCCCUAAUUAUCAUGAUUACUCCGAUGACUUUUUCUCAUUUGAGUCGUCGGAGAUGAUGGUGAAGGAAGAGAUCCAAAACAGUGAAGUUUCCAACUCCGAGGAGGAAGAAAAGGUUGGGAUUGAUGAAGAAGAAAGAUCAUACAGAGGAGUGAGGAAAAGGCCGUGGGGCAAAUUCGCAGCUGAGAUAAGAGAUUCCACUAGGAACGGGAUUAGGGUUUGGCUCGGGACGUUCGACAAGGCCGAGGAAGCCGCUCUUGCUUACGAUCAAGCGGCUUUCGCCACGAAAGGAUCUCUCGCGACACUUAAUUUCCCCGUGGAAGUGGUUAGAGAGUCGCUCAAGAAAAUGGAGAAUGUGAAUCUUCAUGACGGAGGAUCUCCGGUUAUGGCCUUGAAGAGGAAACAUUCGCUUAGGAACCGGCCUAGAGGGAAGAAGAGAUCCUCUUCUUCGUCUUCUUCUUCUUCUAAUUCAUCUUCUUACUCUUCUUCUUCAUCUGCUUCUUCAACAUCAAGAAGUAGUAAGCAGAGUGUUGUGAAGCAAGAAAGUGGUACACUUGUGGUAUUUGAAGAUUUAGGUGCCGAGUAUUUAGAACAACUUCUUAUGAGCUCAUGUUGAUCUUGUAAUUAGUAUUCAGCUAAAGCUACUAUUAAACUUUAAUUUUGUGAUAAUGAUCUUGAAAUUUCUUUGUUCAUUCUGCAAUUUCUUUGGUUCUCUUAUUUUUUGUUUGUUGUAUCCAAAUGAAAUUAUUGGAAUAGAGGCGAUGGUGAUGUUGAA